CUAUCAUGCAGAUUGAACGUGUCUACGUUGCUUUCACUGACUCAGUAGCCUCAACAUUAACAGAAAAGCUGAAAAACUCACAAUAAAUUUGUUAAACACAGUCAAAAUUAUAGUAAACAUAGACAAAGAACUAUCUAAUUGUACUCCCAGUGUGCGAGAGCAAGUCAAAAACAGCAGAGACAACAGCAAAUCAAAAUAUAUAAUUGAGAAAAAGAAGGUCGGCAGUGACAAACGGAAAUUGAGCUAAAAACAAAAGCGAGCGUCGUCGCACAGUAUUUUUCUUCGCUUCUUCGCGUGUGUGCGUGUGGGGAAGUGUGUGUGCCACCAAAAAAAAAAACAAAUAAUUCAACAAUUUGGUGGAGACCAGCGGAGUCCUCCUCUCAUUUGGGUGGUUGGAUCUGGGCGCAUUGUUGAAUGGCUGCUGCUGCUGCUACUGCUGAUUAUUGUUGUUGUUGUUUGUUUAGAUAAAUAGUUGCUGCGUUGGUCAAAAGCAGUAAAGACGACUCGCAACGGCAGCAGGCACAAGGACACGCGGCGACUGCGCACCCAGUGCUCCCGCAGGUCACGCAACAGCCGCAGCGCCCGCGCCAACUCCAAGCCACCGCAUCCCCCACUCAAGAGGCACAAAUCACAAUUGCUCCGUCGCUGGCGGCAACAGAAACAACAACUUCAACGCCGACACCAACAGAAGCAACAAUUAGCGGCAGCCGCCUUUGAAAUGGCCGUCAAGCAAAACAACACCGAACAGCAAAAUGAUGGUGCACCGGGCGGAGGAGGAGGAGCAGGAGCGGAUCCUGCAACAGCAACAUCAACGUCAAACGUGCCGGGCAGCAACAACAAUAUCUCAGACAAAGGCGGCGGUUCCAAUGAUGCCUCCAAUGGGAGCGAUGCAUCGCCAAAAGCAGGCGGCUCCGAUUCAUCGGAUAGACAGCAUGAUAUUAAGGCACUGCUGCGGAUCAUGCAGAUCAUCAAUCCGGAGGAGCAGCAGGCGACGCUGGUGAUCUAUCAUCAUGUCAUCUGCAAGUUGGCGCGCAUGCCGAUGAGCACCAAGCCCGAGGAUCUGAAGCGUUUCAAGGAGGAGAUCAACAAGGUGGGCAACUAUCUGGCGAUGCCCAACAAGAAGAGCUAUCUGAUGUUCUAUCUGCGCAUCGUCUACCAACUGAUCACCGAAACCGCCUACGAGCCCUCCUGUGCCGUUGCGAUUGUCUUUCAGCUGUUCAGUCCGGACCUGAUCAUUGAGGCGGUGCAGUCGCUGCUCGAUCAGGAUGUGCAGGAUGACAGCAUACGCAAAACGGUGGGCUUGCUCUGCAAGUGGAUAUGUUUCUGCAACUUUUGCCAGAAUCUCAAUCUGUGGAUAAUGGCGCUGUUGCAGGGACUGCGCGAACAGGAGAAAUAUCUGCUGCUCGACGAGAUUGCAUUGGACAACAUCGAGAUGCUGUUCUGGCCAAUGAUCUUACCCGCAAUGCGACCCAAAGUGGCGCCUGUUGUCUUUCACAUGCUCUCAACCAUCAAUCAGGCGCCGGAGAUAUUCCACAAGAUAUUGCCAAAGAUACCGCCGGUGAUAAACUCUUUGAAGAAUCAAUCGAAUAGCAUGGAUGAAUCGUCCUAUUUGCAAAAAAUGGUCGAUCUGACCAAUGCGCUGAUGAUGCGCUUCUACGACAACGAUGAGCUCUACGCGCCCAUCAAGGCCGCCCUCCAAAUGUACGAGCCGUCGCAGAACUGUGUCGUCCUUGCCCGUGCCCUCUUCGAGAAUGCCCUGCCACGCAACGCCCGGGUCGGUCUGGUCAAUCUGGGCAACACCUGCUAUAUGAACAGUGUGCUCCAAGCACUGGCCAUGACCAGCGAUUUUGUGCGUCAGAUUCUACUGAUUGAGAGCGGCUCGUUGCUGCUGCUGAAGGUGCAGCAGCAGAUUGCGUUGAUGCAUCAUUCGAUGCGUUACGAGCUGACGCCGUCGCGUGUGUUGAAGGCGACACGUCCGCCGGGCUUUACGCCCGGACUGCAGCAGGACAGCUCGGAGUUCCUAGGCUAUUUGCUGGAUCUGUUGCAUGAGCAUGAGAUCAAUAGCGGGGCGCACAAUCUGCAGCACAUGGACACGGAUGUUGUUGGAGGCCACCAGGCCAAAGAGUUGAAGGAUGCCAGCGAACCGGCUGCCUCCCUAACGGAUGAGAUAGUGGCCGCUGGCGUAAUACCCUACAAUAGCAACGAUCAUGAGAUCUGUGCCGUGCACAAUUCGAGGCCAAAUGCACCCGGGGCUAUCAGCCCAGCCACGCCCACAGCUACGCCCACCAAUGCACAGCAGAAGAAGCCGCCGUCGACCAUCGAUAAAACGUUCGCCGGCAAAUUGUCGACGACGUACAAAUGCCUGAACUGCGGCUGGGAGAGUCGCAACGAGGAUAGCUUCCGGGAGCUGCAACUCUCAUUUCCGGAUGACAAGGACGACUGUGGCGCAGCCAAUUACUCGGUGCAAGACCUAAUCGAUUACUACUGCUCGCCCGAGAAACUCGACGGCGACAAUCAGUACUUCUGUCCGCGCUGCAAGAAACUCUGCGAUGCCGAGCGGCGCAUCGGGAUCACCCAGGCGCCCCGCAAUCUCAUCCUCACGCUGAAGCAGUUCAAGUACGAUCAGAAGUACCAUUUUCGCACCAAGCUCAUGCACAAGGUGUUCCACGAUGAGAGCGUGAACGUCAAGGUGUGCUCCACGGACUCACUGCAGGAGACGUGCACGGUGCACUAUGAUCUAUAUGCGGGUGUGGUGCACGCCGGCUACAGCAUGGAUUCAGGUCAUUAUUUCACGUUUGCCGCGGAUCAGUCGAAGAAUUGGUUCAAAUUCAAUGACAGUCUGGUGACCAACUCGAAGCCACAGGAGAUGCACAGCCUCACCUCGCCGAAUACUCCGUACAUAUUGUUCUAUCAGAUGUGCGGCCGAUCGACAGAAACGGCGCCCGAUGGACCAAUGCAUCCGAUGGUGCCGGUGCCGCUGAUCCCACCACUGACGCUCGACGAGCUGCCGCGCACGUUGCGCGACUAUGUCAAGCAGGAUAAUCGCGACUACAACGAGGAGCUGAAGAUGCAGCGGUUCAAGCGCAACGCCAAGCGCAACAAUGUCAGCAGCAAUGGGACGAUGACAAGGAACGGCUACGACGGCGACGACGAGGAUGACCAGUCGCCGCCGCCAGCUGGCGGCUGUGGUGGCCCCGAUCUGGCCAUGAACAUGAAUCGUUUUGUCUACUGAUCCUGUGAGUAAGUGUGUGUGGCUGGAAGAUCGGUAGACCGCCACAUCAGCAUAUAUAUAUAUGCAUAUAUAUAUAUAUAUAUGUAUAUUACUAUACUAUAUGUGUGUGCUAAGCGAAAAAUA
Drosophila grimshawi is the source of this 3355-nucleotide messenger RNA. RefSeq names its product ubiquitin carboxyl-terminal hydrolase 38 (gene DUBAI). Gene Ontology annotation, molecular function: cysteine-type deubiquitinase activity; cysteine-type endopeptidase activity. The record is from RefSeq and is a predicted model, not a curated record. Gene Ontology annotation, cellular component: cytosol; nucleus. The coding region runs from base 719 to 3232 and encodes 837 amino acids. NCBI's taxonomy places the organism in Eukaryota, Metazoa, Arthropoda, Insecta, Diptera, Drosophilidae. The transcript has 4 exons. Gene Ontology annotation, biological process: ubiquitin-dependent protein catabolic process; protein deubiquitination.